Molecule: messenger RNA, 1537 nt
Organism: Halichondria panicea
Lineage: Eukaryota; Metazoa; Porifera; Demospongiae; Suberitida; Halichondriidae
Product: CCA tRNA nucleotidyltransferase 1, mitochondrial-like
Exons: 4
Coding region: 34-1356 (440 amino acids)
Biological process (GO): tRNA 3'-terminal CCA addition; mitochondrial tRNA 3'-end processing
Cellular component (GO): mitochondrion
Molecular function (GO): tRNA binding; nucleotidyltransferase activity
Source: RefSeq, a predicted model, not a curated record
UUUUCGUUAAUUUAGACUGCUAUUCCAGUGAAUAUGCAAUGUUGCUCCCAGAGAACACUUCACAGAGCUAUUACAGUCUUUAGAGGAUCCACUCACAGCCUGAGGAGCUUCACCGUCCCCACCAUGACCACUGGCAAGCUAGACUCGCCGCAAUUCAAAGCCAUACUUACUCCAGAGCUGACUAAACUAGGGUCCUUGUUCACCUCAAGAGGCUAUGGCUUCAGGCUAGUAGGAGGUGUGGUGAGAGACCUGUUGCUGGGGAACACUCCCAAGGACAUUGACAUAGCAACAGACUGUACCCCCGAUGCUAUGAUGGAGAUAUUCAAGGAGAAUGGUGUUCGGUACAUACCCACUGGUCUACAACACGGCACCAUCACUGUACACUCUGAGACUGGAGUCGACUAUGAGGUGACCACCCUUCGAGUGGACAGAAUCACAGACGGACGCCAUGCAGUGGUUGACUUCACCAAGGACUGGCGAUUAGACUCCCUCCGCCGUGACCUCACCAUCAACUCCAUGGGUCUCACACUCGAUGGAACACUGUACGAUUAUUUCAAUGGCCUCAGGCAUUUGGAGGAGAGGAGGAUACAGUUUGUGGGAGAGGCUCGAGCGAGGAUACAAGAGGACUACCUUCGCAUACUCAGAUACUUCAGAUUCUAUGGCCGGAUUGUUCCUGAUGUUGAUUGCCAUGACUCUGAUACUCUGACGGCCAUACGAGAGAAUGCAGUAGGACUGAAGGGCGUGUCUGUUGAGAGGGUGUGGUCAGAACUCAAGAGGAUCCUCGUUGGCUGCCACGCCCCCCACCUCAUACAGCUCAUGUACAAACUUGGUGUGGCUGACUGCAUAGGACUGCCCACUAACGGCAAUGUGGCUGAGUUGGAGCGAGCCUGGAAGGUCAUGAAAGGUCAUGGACACACACUACAACCAGAGUCCCUUCUAAUGAGUAUAGUACACACUGUGGACGAAUCAUACGACCUCUCCCAUGCAUGGAAACUAAGCAACGAUGAGAAACGCCUGGGGGCAUUCAUUGUACAGCAUCGAAGGGAGGCAUCCAAAGCGGACACAUCUCUCAAGACGUACCAAGAUCUAAUAGUUGAUGGAGCACCUGCUCGUUCUGUAGUGGAGCUGCUAUAUUACUGUGACAGACGUGCUUUGGCCGAGGAGGUGGAAAAAUGGAAGGUACCAAAGAUGCCAGUGAACGGCUAUGAUUUGAAGAUGGCAGGAUUCAAGACAGGCUCUGAGAUGGGGUUGCUAUUGAGGCUGCUCAAGGCACAGUGGAAGAAGAGUCAUUUCACACUAGACAAAGAAGAACUGCUCAUGAUAGCAACCAAGACAGAACUUGAACCCACUAGCUAGACUUUAUGUUUCUUGUGUAUGUGAAUGUGUGUUGUCAAGGUGUGUAUAAGUUGUUCGUGUUUCUUGUCAGGAGCCCAUUCUCUUAUUUAUGGGCCCCUGUUCUUGUGUAUGUGUUGUCACAAGGUGUGUAUAAUUUGAUUUAUAGUACAUGGGUAUAUCUACUGAUUAGCAUUUUAUGAUU